Molecule: messenger RNA, 1878 nt
Organism: Ochotona curzoniae (black-lipped pika)
Lineage: Eukaryota; Metazoa; Chordata; Mammalia; Lagomorpha; Ochotonidae
Gene: LRPAP1
Product: LDL receptor related protein associated protein 1
Exons: 8
Coding region: 1-1050 (349 amino acids)
Biological process (GO): negative regulation of receptor internalization; negative regulation of very-low-density lipoprotein particle clearance
Cellular component (GO): endoplasmic reticulum-Golgi intermediate compartment; cis-Golgi network; rough endoplasmic reticulum lumen
Molecular function (GO): heparin binding; low-density lipoprotein particle receptor binding; very-low-density lipoprotein particle receptor binding
Source: RefSeq, a predicted model, not a curated record
AUGGCGGCGCGGCGGGUGCGGGUGUGCGCGCUCGGCCUCCCGGCGCUGCUGCUGCUGCUGCUGCUGCUGCUGCCGCGACGCGCGGCCGGCCACGGCGGGAAGUACUCGCGGGAGAAGAACGAGCCCGGGCCCGAGUUCCGCAUGGAGAAGCUGAACCAGCUGUGGGAGAAGGCCCGGCGGCUCUCCCUGUCCCCGGUGAAGCUGGCUGAGCUCCACUCAGAUCUCAAGAUCCAGGAGAGAGACGAACUCAGCUGGAAGAAGCUCAAGGUCGAGGGCUUGGACGAGGACGGGCAGAAGGAGGCACAGCUGGUGCACAGCCUCAACGUGAUCCUGGCCAGGUACGGGCUGGACGGCAGGCAGGACGCACAGGCGGUACGCAGCAAUGCCCUCGAGGACAGCACCCUGGACGAGGGGCUGGACGACCCCCGGCUGGAGAAGCUGUGGCAUAAGGCGAAGACCUCAGGGAAGUUCUCCCGGGAAGAGCUGGACCGGCUGUGGCGGGAAUUCCUGCACCACAAGGACAAAGUGCAGGAGUACAACCUGCUGCUGGGCACGCUGGGCCAGACAGAAGAGCUGCAGGACAACGUCAUUGGCGCGGCUGAGCCGAGUCCUGUGCCCAGCGAGAGCCGGCACCAGGAGCUGAAGAACCGGAUGCGCAGCAUCAACCAGGGCCUGGACCGGCUGCGGAGGGUCAGCCAGCAGGGCUAUGGUGCCGACGGCCAGGCCGAGUUCGAGGAACCCCGGGUGCUGGAGCUGUGGGACCUGGCCCAGUCGGCCAACCUCAGCCAGAAGGAGCUGGACUCGCUGCGGGAGGAGCUGAAACAUUUUGAGGUGAAGUUGGAAAAGCACAGCCAUUACCAGAAGCAGCUGGCGCUGUCGCAUGAGAAACUGCGGCACGUGGAGCGCCUGGGGGACCAGGAGCACCUGCGGCGCAACCAGGAGAAGCAUGCACAGCUGGAGGAGCGGACCAAGGAGCUGGGCUACAAGGUGAAGAAGCACCUUCAAGAUCUGUCCAGCAGGAUCUCGAGAGCUCGGCACAACGAACUGUGAGGGCGCUGGGUGGCCAGCAUGGAGGAGGAGGCCCGGCCAAGGAGGUGAGGGUGGCAGGCUGCUCUCAGCAGGAAGACUGACCCCAAUGCUGGACAAGGCAUGUUCCCCACCUACCGGAUGAGGCGUGUCCCCCACCUGUGGUGCGCCAUCGGUGGCAACGGGCCACGCCCUGCCACACUGUCCCCUGUGAGGACCUGGCUGGGCAGUGGGACCACGUGUCUGCCAGUCAUUGUCUGCCCUGAGAUGUACAGCACCUUCCAAAUACAUGUGGACCCUCAGUGCCUGGUCUCUGGGCUGCGAGCUCUGCGGGCACUGUGGACGAGGUGCGCCCGCUGGCCUGCCCACCUUGUCAUUCCCCUCAGGAACACUAGCAAUUGAGGAUUGGGGUGCAUGGAGAGCUUCCUGGAGGAGGUGGGGGGCUCAAGAAGCCCUGACCCUUGCCAUCUUGGACCCCACAUCUGCUGGACUGGCCAACCCUGAGACGGAGCCCGAUACGGCCUGCCCAGGAACUUGCUGUUUCGGAAAGGCUGGGCCGGCUCCAGUGGUGGUCUGUCGGAGCCCUGACCACAGGCAGGACGGCCUGGACAUGCAGCUGACUGUGACGGAGCGCCCAGCACCCGGCUCGUAGCAUCCCGUGGAUCCCACAGUGCAGCCUUCGCGCAGCGUCUGCUGGCUGGCGGCAUGCCCUCCGUGUCACCAAGACUGACUCACCCAUUGCUGGCAUGGGUGGGUGUCCUGGGGUCUGCGUGCCAAGGCGGUGCAGGCUGUCCCCACUCACCUUGGCUACCAGCCUGCUCUCUGACGCAGGCACCUGGCUUCCGUUCUGAC